Molecule: messenger RNA, 3312 nt
Organism: Musa acuminata AAA Group (dessert banana)
Lineage: Eukaryota; Viridiplantae; Streptophyta; Magnoliopsida; Zingiberales; Musaceae
Exons: 6
Coding region: 1573-3099 (508 amino acids)
Source: RefSeq, a predicted model, not a curated record
CAAUGGUAAGUUUCAAAUCUCAGCUUAAUUAUUCUGUUCAACUUGAAGCAACUAUAGGGAACUUUGAUGUCAUGAGUCUGCUCUUAUUUGAUGCUCCUCACAGCAUAGGCCAUGGGAAUAGUUGGCUGCUAAUUGAUUUGUGGAUGCAGAUGGAUUACCUGUUCUUAUCUGCUCCUUUCAUGAAAUGUUUACAAUUUUCACUUGCAAAUAAUUGUUGGACAGGCAUGUUUUCUACUCUAUCAUGAAAGGCCACAACUCACAGGGUAAGCCUUUCCACUGUUGACAAUGACAAUAAUCUUCAACAAGAAAGUGGAGAAGGUUGGUAGCCAUCACUUGCAUGCAAAUCUAAUCAGAUGGUUAAUAGAGAAGAAAAGGGAAUUAUACAAGGAAUUACUGCUACUUGUCUAUUACUUCAUCUGAAAGCAAGUGCAGAUGAUAGCAGCAGAGCUGCUGUCAGAAACAACAGAUUCAUCUACAGAUUCACAGGAGGCCUUCUAAAGUGUUCUGAGUAACCUAUGAUUCAGAGAUUCUUAGAUGUCCCUGCUAUUGGACCACAUUGCCACACCCAUAUGAGGUAGAGUUGUUUACACUGUGCGUCUCCUUCAGCUGGAUUCAAGGACUCUGGAAGAGAUUCUUCAUCACACUUGUAGUUUAUUGGGAGAUACAGAUGAUCUCUUUUACUUGUACCUAUCAAAAUCUUCAGGUGCAAGCAAAGGUGUAGGUUUAGUCCUCUUUACUUUCUGAAGAAUAAGGAAGUCUUAAUCUUUGCUGGCUAUACAACACUGGUUGUUCAUGAUGGAUGGACCAAAGUGAACUGAGAGCUCUGUCCCGUCUCUAGUUUUCAUUUCCUGCAGAACUUGGAUCCCAUAGGGCUCACUGUGGUUGCCGAUAUGUCUCUUUUGAUCAUCACCAAGAUGAUUCUCAUGGUCGUGAAAACCCUUUUUCGAUCUGUAACAAUCUCUUCUGUUGAUGCUGUUAUGUGUUGUUUUAAUGCUAGAGAUGACCGCAGGAAGCUUCGACUGAAAGCACAUGAAUGCAAAGAAGAGUUGGGUCGUCGGUUGUCAUCUUCUUCUAGUAGUAGCAGCCUUCAAGGAAGGAAUUCAUCAUUCAUCCAGCCCACUCAUGAAGACCUUUGGGCUUUUCAUUGAAUCCAUGGACAUGAAUGAAGAGGUAGAAGGAUGCUUCGCUUGAUCGACCCACACACACCCCACUUUGUCAUCUUCCCACAUUUCCCAAGAAAAAUUCAAACAGAAGCCAGCCGAAUGAGGGCCAAGAACCAAUUUUUAUUAGAGAUAGAGCUUUAGAUUCAAUACUAAAUUGCUAUUCUCUGCAUGAGUGCAGAGGCCAAUUGACUAGCUCUACUAAAUCGUGCUUAAUGAUCAUAGCAAUGCUGUGAGUGGCCUAGAAGCAAGCAAGCAAGAGGACACAGCGGACACAAUAUGAAAAGAAGCAUAGCUCUUUAGCCUGUAGCCAUGUCGCAGGACCGAGGAAGAAGCUUCCCAAGGGUUCAAACUACUCGCUCUUCUCGUGACACCGGUAAAGAGGAGACUGAAAAGAGGAGGGAGGUAGUAAAUGAGCAAAGCUUUCAUCCGUAAACAUAUAAUGCAGCUCAGGGAAGGAAGCGAGGAAUCUAGAGGUUCCUCAAGCUCCAUGUCGGUUAUCACUACUGGCUUCUCCCCCAUGGACAGCAUGACCCCUUCAUAUCUGCAAACAUCUACUCUUUUGCCAGCCAUUGGAAGGCAUUCAUUAGACUCCAGCUCCUACUUCAGCAACAAGGGCAACCCAUUUGUUGACUCAUUCCCUGAUCCACUCUGCAAGCUCAACCUCAAGGAGACAUCAGACUUCGUCAAGGCAUUUCCAAUGAACACAAAGUGCAGCAGCGAUAACAGGGGGCUGCUCGAAGCCUCAAGUCAGAGGAGGAGAGAAGGAUUAAGCUUAAUGGGGCAGAAAAGGCUGGAGACUCCUUCAACCCCUGGGAAGCCUGUUUUCAGCUUCAGCCCUGGGCACCUUUACAGGAAGAACAUUCCUUCCAAGUGGGAUGAUGCGGAGAAAUGGUUGAUCAGUAGCUCUUGCAAUGAAUCCCCUGCUCAUGUGACAAAACCAACAGACUCAUCAUCAAAAAGUUCCAGGCAACACGUCAUUCUUCCACAGAAAGGUGACUCCUUUGCUGAGAAGCAGAUGAGUUUUGCUGAGAGAAAGGAUCUAAGCUCCCCUAUCCCAGGUUUUGAUGGUCCAGUUAUGUCCAUGGACCCAAUUGUACCUUUCAGUGGAGCCUCUUCAGAAGUACUCCUUAAAGAUAAGUUCACAAACAAUGCAGAUCAAGUCUACCCAAAUUUUAGGUACUCAGAACCAUCUGAAGAAGAUUUUGUUUCCAGAAACUCAUGCUUUGGACCACCCAUGAAAGAUACAACGACAGCUGCUGGAAUAUGCGAGGUUCAGCGCAGAGACAUUGGCACUGAGAUGACUCCUUUAGGGAGCUCAACAGCAACAAGAUGCAAUACUCCAAUUAAGAGCUCUUCACCAGCAAGGCACAACACUCCAGCUGACAGAUCUGGAGCUUUGGUUCCUUGUAACACAUGCAUCGAUAUUUCUGAGCUUAAUGACUGCCACUUUGCCAAGCUAAAGCUUAGUGCACAAUACGACCCAAUCGUAUCAAAUUGGAGCACAAGGGAAGAGGAAGAAGAGGAGGUAUCAAGGAGUUUGAGGCACUUAGAAAUAAGCAGCGGAAGGACGAGCAUUGGAGUAUCUUGGGCUUCUGCCUGGGAAGAAGAAGAGAGGACUAAAAGCUGUCUCAGAUAUCAGAGAGAAGAAGCAAAAAUUCAAGCUUGGUUAAACCUUCAGAAUGCUAAAGCAGAAGCUCAGUCCAGAAAGUUGGAGGUGAAGAUACAGAAGAUGAGAUCCAACUUGGAAGAGAAGCUGAUGAAAAGGAUGGCAAUCGUUCACAGGAGGGCUGAGGAAUGGAAGGCAACAGCACAGCAACAGCACUCCCAACAGCUAAAGAGAGCAUCUGAGCAUUCACAGAAGAUGAAGAGUCAGCACAGCUCUCGAUUCCCUGUCAACUCAACUUGUGGUUGCUUCCCUUGCAACAACCAGCUCUAGUACAGACCAAACAGUGACCAUGUCUUCUCUCUAUAGACCAGAAAAGUAAUGCAGCCAAAGGAUCCAAAAAUGACUGGGCGCAUUGUGAACCUGUGAUAUCUUUCUUGUAUUCUUCACAAAGGAUAAUUAUUCUGGUGUUUCCUUUUUGGCUUUGUUGAUGAAAAAGAUUGGUGGAUUUUGGUAUGUUCAUAGAGUUCGUAGUAAAGGUAAAGU